Molecule: messenger RNA, 639 nt
Organism: Cuscuta campestris
Lineage: Eukaryota; Viridiplantae; Streptophyta; Magnoliopsida; Solanales; Convolvulaceae
Source: the annotation of a GenBank genome assembly
AAUGAUUUGAUCUGUAGAAGAAUAGCCAAGUCGUGCGACUCCAUGGCCUGUGGCAGUCGGUUAAAGGUGGGCACCAGAGAGCCGCUACCUAGCUGCAUUUGAUGAUGGGUUGAAGGUUUUGAAUGGUAGUAGGGGGAGAAGAUGGGUGGAGAAGGCAAAUAGUUGAUGGUUUUUGGUCUUCAAUUGAUUGUUGAGCCUUGGUUAGCUUCCCAUGCUGACCAUCCUAGGUGCGUUGUCCUUGGAGUCAGCUGUGGUGCUAAUGUAGCAAACUAUUUCAGAAGAUACACCAUUUCCUCAAGGAAACAUUUGGAUCAAGUGUCAAGUCCUUUUCUACCUGUUCUUCAUCGGCACCACCCCAACAUCUUCUUGAUGAUAAGGAUGCGUUCCAUGAGUUUGUGCCACCCUUGAGGUGCUGCUAAAGACCCCACAAGCUCAUGCUUGUUUAGAGAACAUUUCUCUAAACAAUAUCAAAGGGAAUGUUUAUAGAUUUUUAGGGGCGUGUAAUUUGAUAAGAAGCUAGAGAAUGCUGAAAGGUUGUCUGUGCAUUUACCAGUGCAGCAAUUUAUUCUUUGUUUCGUUGGAAUAUUUGUUGUAUUUAUACAUUUACAGAGUAGGUUUCAAUCAAAAUAGGACCUUUUU